Molecule: messenger RNA, 1566 nt
Organism: Trichophyton rubrum CBS 118892
Lineage: Eukaryota; Fungi; Ascomycota; Eurotiomycetes; Onygenales; Arthrodermataceae
Product: phenylalanine-tRNA ligase, alpha subunit
Exons: 2
Coding region: 1-1566 (521 amino acids)
Biological process (GO): phenylalanyl-tRNA aminoacylation
Cellular component (GO): phenylalanine-tRNA ligase complex; cytoplasm; cytosol
Molecular function (GO): phenylalanine-tRNA ligase activity; tRNA binding; ATP binding
Source: RefSeq, a predicted model, not a curated record
AUGGCCUCUGACCUUACUUCCCAAGUUUUAGACGUCCUCGCUUCGACGGAUGAGCCGCAAUUGUCGAACCAUGCCUUCCCAUCAGCCCCCGCGCAGGGCGUCAAGGCUGCUCUAGACCGUCUUGCCGCAAGGGAUAUGGUGUUGCAAGAGACGAUCGAAAGCGAAGAAGUGUAUCUACUGCCUGAGGCUGAAGGUAUUGUCGCCAAUGGCAGCCAUGAAGCCAGAGUCUUCGAAGCCGUCAGCGCUGCAAUGGAGGGGUUGAAGAUUGCUGACCUGCCGGAUAUUGUUGGAAAGGAGAUUGCCAAGGUUGGGACAGGAAACGCAUUUAAAAAGGGGUGGAUUAAAAAGGACAAAGAUACAUUGAAGGCAGCUACAGAUUCAAUAGAGGACACCUCUCGUGAGCAGCUGGUUACCAUCCAAAAAACGAAGACACACCCAGACGCCAAAGUUCUAGCGGAGCUACGGAAGCGGAAGCUUAUCAAUACCCAAAAAGUGUUUGUGUAUAAGUUUUGGAAAGGCCCCAAGUACGCCAGAGAAUUUGUAAAGGAGGAAACAGAUCUAACUGUGGAAAUGUUAGCGGAUGGCUCAUGGAGGACGGCAAAGCUGAAGGGAUAUAACUUCAAGGCCAAGGGAGCCAUCACCCCAAGUGGUGCCUUGCACCCAUUGAAUAAAGUCCGCCAUGAAUUUAGACAAAUUUUCUUUGAAAUGGGCUUCCAGGAAAUGCCCACCAACCGUUACGUUGAAUCUGGUUUCUGGAACUUCGACGCUCUUUUUGUGCCACAGCAACACCCUGCCCGCGAUCUCCAAGACACAUUCUAUAUCUCCGACCCGGUACAGGCGGAUAAACCAAGGGCUGACCCGGAAGGUGACAUCCAUCUCUCGAGUUUAAACCAGGCCCACCGCUAUGCUUCUUCAAAGACUACACUCAAACCACUGGACUAUGAGAAAUACUGGCAGAACGUUCACGCUGCUCAUGAGACGGGUUUUAAUGGCUCUAUUGGUUAUCGUUAUCCCUGGAGUGCGGAUGAAUCAUUGCGCCUUGUCCUACGAACACAUACCACCUCUGUCUCAGCUUAUAUGCUUCAAAAGCUAGCACAAAAUCCACGUCCCGCCCGCUACUUCAGUAUUGACAAGGUCUUCCGCAACGAAACUCUCGAUGCAACUCAUCUUGCGGAGUUCCAGCAGAUCGAAGGUGUCAUUGCAGAUUUCGGCCUCUCGCUUGGCGGUCUGAUCGGCUUCAUGGAAGUCUUCUUUGCUAAGAUGGGUAUCCAUGGUCUACGCUUCAAGCCCGCCUACAACCCCUACACAGAACCUAGUAUGGAGAUCUUCGGCUACCAUCCCACUUUGAAGAAAUGGGUCGAAAUUGGAAAUAGCGGUAUGUUCCGGCCGGAAAUGUUGGAGCCAAUGGGUAUCCCAAGUGAUAUGCAGGUUUAUGGCUGGGGAUUGAGUUUGGAGCGACCAACCAUGAUCAAAUAUGGUGUGAACAAUAUUCGAGAUUUGGUAGGACAUAAAGUAAACCUAAACUUCGUUGAGUCGAAUCCUGCUGUGCGCCUAGAGAAGGAAUAA